CGAAAAGCAACCAUUGUAAAAGAGUCGUUUUAAAUGUCAGUUUGACAUAAAGAAAAAGAUGACUACUGAUGAACGAAAUUUUCGAUCAACGUAUUAUGAAAAAGUUGGUUUUAAAGGCGUUGAAGAAAAAAAAUCAUUAGAAAUAUUAUUAAAAGAAAAACCAUUAGAUAAAGUAAAAUUAAAACAAUUUUGUUUACGUUUUACUGUACCAGCUAUAUAUAGAAAUUUAUUAUGGAAAAUUUUAUUAGAUGUGAUACCAGUUUAUGUCGAUGCCCAUCCGUUUGUAAUGCAACAACGUGAACAGCAAUACAAAGAUCUUGAGCAUGCAUUAAAAGUGAUGCGUUUCAUCGAUUCUAACACUACCAAAUCUGCUCAGUAUUAUGCAAUGUGGUCAUUAGAAUAUACAAAUAAAAUCAAUUAUAUUACUCAAUAUGAAAACAGUUUUAUAGCUAUUGCACAAUGUUUGAUAGAAAUGUUUGCAGAACAGCAGAGUCAAAUGAAUAACAUUGAUAUAUACUGGUUAACAAAAGGUUUUAACACUAUUGUAAUACAAUAUUAUAAUGAUAUACCGAUAUGUAUUGAGCGUAUGAUCACGUUAUUGGAGAAAGAGGAUGCAGAAUUAUAUAAAUGUUUGGAGAAAUUGGAUGCAUUUAAGGUCUUACCAUUCACAAAUUGGUAUUUAUGUUGUUUUGCUGGUGUGAUCAACGAAACUUCAUUAGCCAAAAUAUGGGAUAAAUUAUGCGCAGGAUCCUUUAAAAUUCUAGUAUUCGUAGGGGUUGUGUUAUUAACAACAUUAAGACGAGUUUUAAUUCGUUGUACAAAUGCUGUUGCAAUACUUGAAUGUAUUGAAAAGAUAACAGAAGAAACAGCUGAAGUCAUUGUAAAUAAGGCAAUUGAAGUAUGGCAACAAAAUGGAUGUGCAUUGACAUUACAAUCAGAUCAAAAUGUUAACACGACAUCAAAUAUUUAUAAAAUUAAA
Molecule: messenger RNA, 979 nt
Organism: Chrysoperla carnea
Lineage: Eukaryota; Metazoa; Arthropoda; Insecta; Neuroptera; Chrysopidae
Gene: TBC1d7
Product: TBC1 domain family member 7
Exons: 4
Biological process (GO): negative regulation of TOR signaling; activation of GTPase activity
Molecular function (GO): GTPase activator activity
Source: RefSeq, a predicted model, not a curated record